This is a messenger RNA of Phyllostomus hastatus (greater spear-nosed bat), 2460 nucleotides long. It is a transcript of the gene BRCC3, whose product is annotated as BRCA1/BRCA2-containing complex subunit 3. The record is from RefSeq and is a predicted model, not a curated record. Gene Ontology annotation, molecular function: cysteine-type deubiquitinase activity; metallopeptidase activity; polyubiquitin modification-dependent protein binding. Bases 66 to 941 code for a protein of 291 amino acids. Gene Ontology annotation, biological process: double-strand break repair. Gene Ontology annotation, cellular component: BRISC complex; BRCA1-A complex. NCBI's taxonomy places the organism in Eukaryota, Metazoa, Chordata, Mammalia, Chiroptera, Phyllostomidae. The transcript has 11 exons.
GCUGGAGCUCCGGGUUGUUCAGGCCUGUGAAGGCUUGAGGCGGACGUGAGCAGCGUCGGACCAAGAUGGCGGUGCAGGUGGUGCAGGCGGUGCAGGCAGUUCAUCUUGAGUCGGAUGCUUUCCUAGUUUGUCUCAACCACGCUCUGAGCACAGAGAAGGAGGAAGUGAUGGGACUGUGUAUAGGGGAGUUGAAUGAUGACCCAAGGAGUGACUCUAAAUUUACGUAUGCUGGAACUGAAAUGCGCCCAGUUGCUGAAAAGGUUGACACCGUCAGAAUUGUUCACAUUCAUUCUGUCAUCAUCCUGCGACGUUCUGAUAAGAGGAAGGAUCGGGUGGAAAUUUCUCCAGAGCAACUAUCUGCGGCCUCGACGGAGGCGGAGAGAUUGGCUGAACUAACAGGUCGCCCCAUGAGAGUUGUGGGCUGGUAUCAUUCCCAUCCUCAUAUAACUGUUUGGCCUUCACAUGUUGAUGUUCGUACACAAGCCAUGUACCAGAUGAUGGAUCAAGGCUUUGUAGGACUUAUUUUUUCCUGUUUCAUAGAAGAUAAAAAUACGAAGACUGGCCGGGUACUGUACACUUGCUUUCAAUCCAUUCAGGCCCAGAAGAGCUCAGAGUAUGAGAGAAUUGAAAUCCCAAUCCACAUUGUACCUCAUGUAACCAUUGGGAAAGUGUGCCUUGAAUCAGCAGUUGAGCUGCCCAAGAUACUUUGCCAAGAGGAGCAGGAUGCAUAUAGAAGGAUUCACAGUCUUACACAUCUGGAUUCAGUGACCAAGAUCCAUAAUGGCUCAGUGUUUACCAAGAACCUGUGCAGUCAGAUGUCAGCAGUCAGCGGGCCUCUCCUACAGUGGUUGGAGGACAGACUGGAGCAAAAUCAGCAACAUUUGCAGGAGCUGCAACAAGAAAAGGAAGAGCUUCUGCAAGAACUUUCUUCUCUAGAAUAAAGGAGAAGACAAAAUGGGGAAAAAUGAACGUAUCCAAGUAUAAAAUUAAAUAAGCUAAAUCAAUUUUGAAGAAAAAGUUGGAAGGACUCACAUUACCUGACUUCAAGACUCACUAUAAAGCAGUAUUAAGCAAGAUGAUAUAGUAUGUGACCAACUGAUUUUUGACAGAGAUGCAAAAACAGUUCAGUGGAGGAAGAAUAGUCACUUCAACAAAUGACGCUGGAAAAAUUGGACACCCAAAGGCAAAAAAUUAACUUUGACAUAAAAUGCAGUUCAUAUAAAAAAUAACUCAAAAUCUAUAACAUGUAAAACUAUACAAAAUUUAGAAUUAAAAUCAUAGCAAAAUUUUCAUGAUCUUGGGCUAAGCAACAGUUUCUCAGCCUUUACCUCCAAAGCACAAUCCUAAAAGGAAAAGUUUGACUUUAUCAAAAUGAAAACUUUCGCUCUGCAAAAAUUUAAGAGGACGAAGUUAUUCAGAGAAUUAUUUGCAAACCAUAUAUCUGAUCAAUGUAGAAUAUAUAACAGUAAAAACCAACAAUCCAAUUAGAAAAUGAGCAAAAGACAUUUCACUAAAGAGGAUAAUAUGGAUAGCAAGUAAGCACAGGAAAAGUUCUUGAAUUUCAUUAGUCAUCAGGAAAUACAAAUUAAAAUCACAGUGAUUUAUUACUACAUAUUUAUCAGAACAGCUAAAGAAAAAAUUUUUAAAAUACCAGAUGCUGUUGAGCAUACAAGCUGAAUCUCUCCUACAUGGCUGGAAAGUAAAAUGAAAUUUUAAUAAAGUUAAACAUACAUAUACCAUAUGACCCAGCCAUCUGACUCCUACACAUUUAUCACAGAGAAAUAAAAACCUGUGUUGGCAAGAAAACCUGUACACAAAUGUUCUUAUCAUUUUCAUUUGAAAUAGCCCAAAACGGGAAGCAACCCACAUGUCCUGCAAUUGAGUAGUUAAAUGAAUUAACACCAAUCACCCAUACCAUGGAAUACUACUCUUUAAUCAAAAGGAAUAGACUGUUGACGCAUGCAACUUGGAUGGCCCUCAAAGGUAUCCUGAUGAAUAUUUUAAAAAGCAGUCUCAAAAGGUCACAUACUGUAUAAUUGAUUUAUAUAACUUCCUUGCAAUGACAAAAUUACGGAAAUGAAGAACAGAUUAAUAGUUGUCAGGCAUAGGAACUGGAGGGGUGUGGAAUAUAUGUGUUAAAGGGAUAACACAAGGAAUUUCUUUGUACUGAUGGAACAGUUUUGUGCCUUGAUUAUGGUCUUGAUUUAGUGAAUUUAUACCUGUACUAAAACUACAUAGAUGUACACACACCCACAAAUUAAUACAUGUAAAAAUGAAAUAAGUUCUGCAAUCUAGUAAGUAGUAUUAUACCAUUUUCAAUAUGUUAGUUUUGAAGUAGUACUAUAUUUAUGUAAGCUCUUAUUAAUGGGGGAUACUGGGUGAAGGGUACAUGGGACUCUGUACUAUUUGCAACUUCCUGUAAAACUGUAAGUAUUGCAAAAUAAAAUUUUAUAGCCCUGG